AUGCAUUUCGUGGAAACGAAUGAUUCAUCAGAAGAAUCCCUUGAUAUAUGUUAUCGAAGAAAAAGGCCGCGACAGAUCUCUUCAGAUGAAGAUGAAUUAGAGCUGCAACAUAAUCUUCUCGAUAAUUCAUGCUAUGAAUUCAGCAACCUAAGUUUGGAUACGAAUGUUGAACGUGAAGAGGAAGAAUGGCAGUCCAUUCAACAAUCAGAAAUAGAGGAAAGCCCGAUAAGACAUGAACAUACGCGGGACGCGGAGCUUCUGAUAGGAGAUGUUAAUUGCGAUGACCCUUUCAGUCUAUACCAAUUAUUUGUGACCGACAGUAUACUGCAACUGAUGGUUGACGAAACAAAUAAAUAUGCCACACAAUGUGGCUUCAGUGCAAGAAGAAGAAAACAUGAGCAAUGUUGGGAACCUGUUACAAUACGCGAGAUAAAAGAUUUUAUGGGUAUAUUAUUAAUUAUGGGAAUAGUUCAAAUGCCAGAUAUUAGAUUGUAUUGGUCUAAAGAUAGUAUAUAUGGAAACAAACGCAUAAAGAAUACCAUGAAUCGCGAUCGUUUCUUAGCUAUUUUGAAAUGCUUACAUUUCUCAGAUAAUACCACCAGUAGAACCGAGGAUCCGUUGAAUAAAAUUAGAAAUAUAAUGUCAGAAAUAAUUACGACAUUCAAAAAUAUAUUGUUAAUGGGAUAG
Colletes gigas is the source of this 687-nucleotide messenger RNA. Its product is annotated as piggyBac transposable element-derived protein 4-like. The coding region runs from base 1 to 687 and encodes 228 amino acids. The record is from RefSeq and is a predicted model, not a curated record. The transcript has a single exon. Lineage: Eukaryota; Metazoa; Arthropoda; Insecta; Hymenoptera; Colletidae.